Botrytis deweyae is the source of this 732-nucleotide messenger RNA. RefSeq lists its product as uncharacterized. The transcript is spliced from 3 exons. Lineage: Eukaryota; Fungi; Ascomycota; Leotiomycetes; Helotiales; Sclerotiniaceae. The coding region runs from base 1 to 732 and encodes 243 amino acids. The record is from RefSeq and is a predicted model, not a curated record.
AUGGAUAAUCCAAAAUCACAAAUCACAUCUCUGAUCCACACCCUCUGUUCCGGGGCUCCCUCCGCCCAACAAAAAGCUCUACAACAGUAUUUCACCCCCGACGCAUCGUUCUCGCAUCCACUGUGCUCGGUACCUUCUUUUUCUUCUGUUCGACUACCCCUGGUUGGAGAGGUCAAUAGUAGAUGGGUAUUGGGGUGUGUGUAUAAAUGGUAUAAGGUGUUGAGUCCAAGGGUUGUGGUGGGAGUGGAUGGAGUUGAAUAUAACCCAGAAACGCAAACUCUCUUUCUCCAACUCCAUCAACAAUUCCACCUCUUCUUCCUUCCAUUUUUCUAUCCAACAGUGUACCUAACCACAAUCCUUAAUCUCUCCCCCGUCAAACAAUCUUCUAAAACCAGGUCCUCAGCAUCCGAAACCAAAUACCUUAUAAAGCACCAAGAAGAUCUCUAUCAAUCUGCAGAACUCGUCAAGUUUUUCUGGCCGGGAGGAACACAAAUUAUUAGCCUUUGGAGGCUGAUUGCGACAUUUUUAUGUAUAGUAGGGGCAAUGAUGUUUGCGCCGAUGACGUGGAUGGAGGAGCGGGGAUGGUUUGGCAAUGGGAUGGAUGUAAAGAGGGGCGAGAAAGAAGAUGGAGGGGAGCACGAGACAGGUGAUCGCGAGACUAAUGGGGUGAAUGGCUCAAGGAGAGAGAAGAGAACGAAAACGAUUAGUGGAUCCGGGGGGAAGAAUAGAUAG